Molecule: messenger RNA, 561 nt
Organism: Homalodisca vitripennis (glassy-winged sharpshooter)
Lineage: Eukaryota; Metazoa; Arthropoda; Insecta; Hemiptera; Cicadellidae
Product: protein crumbs-like
Exons: 4
Coding region: 1-561 (186 amino acids)
Source: RefSeq, a predicted model, not a curated record
AUGGAGUUCUGCAAGAUCACCGACUGUCCAGAAGGGAGUCGAUGUCAAAAUCUGGUCCAUGGCUAUGAGUGUGUAUCCAACAUGACUUUGACCGGCAAUUCAAGUGGAUUACAGUACCGAUUAGAGCGCAGGGAGCACUCUAGCCGCUUUGGACAGCAUACAUGUGGCGUGGAGAUAGCAUGGAAUUUUGAGACGGAGCAUAAUGUCCUCCACCUGAAGAAAGAGAGCCAUGACGGAGACUGGGCUACGAUCAUUCUCAAGAUGGACAGCAAGCUGGUGGGAGGGUUUGAGGGGGCUCUGGAGGAUACACCACAGCAGCUGAACCCCACCAACUUCUCUCUCUCAGAGUGGCACAUGCUCAUAUCAACAGCUAACAUCUUUAUCGGUGGUGUCGGAGGUAAUGAAAUGCUGUCGACCAAGAAUGCUUACAUCACAGAAGGUCAAUCUAAUGAUGUGAGCUUGUCUGAUGAAACUGCAAAGAGACCGUACAAGGGUUGUAUUGGUGAGGUUCGCAUCGGAGGCCUUCUUCUUCCAUACUUCUCACCUGAAGAAACUCAAUAG